AUGACAGCGAUGGUGAUGGGAAUGGGAAUGGGAAUGGGCCGCGGGCUGGACCCUUUGCAGGGCCAGUGGACCUGCCAAUGCGGCUUCCGCAACAGAGACAUGAACCAAGUUUGUGGUGGCAACGGCCCCAUGGGCUGCAAGACACCCAAGCCGAAGGGCGCAGCGGGCGCAGCGGGACCGGGUGCGGUACCAUUGGCCUUUCAGUUGUGCCACUUGGAAUCCAUCGGUCUUCCCAUCCAGCGCCUGAACGGCGCGGGGCUGAACGGCGCGGGCCCAGCGAAGGCACCGCAAGUGAAACCAGCCGCACUGAACGGCGCCAAAAGCGACCGGGAGAUGAAACCCCAAAACGCCCUGCAGCAACCCGCCGCCCAUGCCACGCGACCUUUGUACAUGGAUGGGACCUACGUGUUUCACUGCGAAGCUUCGGUGGAAUUGCUGCAACUCAAGGAGGAAGAUCCAUCGAUUCUGUUGGUUGAGCUGGAACAAACCAUCUUCCACCCACAAGGAGGUGGUCAACCCAGCGACACGGGGAUCUUGAAGGCAGAUGGUCUGCCGGAUCUCACGGUGACCUUUGUGUGCAAAGACAAAGCCAAGGAGGGUGUGAUUCGCCACGAGUGCAAAGGCUCCACAGAUGAGCUGCAAAAGUGGUUGCGACGCUCCCAGGCGUCGGCUCUCCAGGUGCGUUGCCUCGUGGAUGAGCUGCAGCGCCGAAGGAACGCGCGGCUGCACUCGGCGGGGCAUCUGUUGGACGUGGCCAUCUACGAACUGGGAUUCAGGUGGCAGGCUGGAAAGGGAUAUCACUUCGAGGAGGGACCCUAUGUGGAGUACAUCCCGACCAAGGAGGGAAGACAGUUAGAUGUGAAGGAUGCCAAGGCGAAGGAUGCAGCCAUCACUGAGAUCUCGCAGAAGAUGAAGGAGUUGAUCGCCAAGAACGUCCCCACAGAGGUGGGUUUUGUGGACGGCAUGCGCACGGUGAAAAUGGAGGGCGUCUCCUGUGGCUGCGGUGGCACCCACGUGGAGGGCAGCGGUGAAAUUGGGGAGGCUGCACCACAACAGGCGAUACCUGCCGUGUCCUAUGCUCCGGUACGUCAAGGUAAGGGUGCGAUGGUGGCAAGGACCACGCCCUACGGAUUCGGUGGCAAGGGGCUCCAGGGGCUCCAGGCGCUCCAGGCGCUCCAGGGCCUCCCUCUGCAGUUCGACUUCGGCCUGGGCCUGGCCGGCGCCGUGCCCGGUGCCAUGCCUGGAGCCAACAAGGCCUUUGGCACUUGGACAUGCCGCUGCGGUUUCAGCAAUCGCGCAAGCAACAUGGUAUGUGGUGGUGGUGGAGAUCUUGGGUGCAAAGCCGCCAAAGAAUGGAUCUGUGGAUCCUGCAUGUUCGUGAACAGGAACAGCAACGCCGUUUGUGGUGGCAUCAGUGGCGCCUUGGGUUGCAAGGCGCCGAACCCCGAGGGCAAACCCGCCGGUGUGGCUGCAAGGCCGGCGAGCCAAUGGGCCUGUGAUUGUGGCUUCAUGAACAAGGCCCUCAACUCCGUCUGCGGCGGAAGCGGUCCUUUGGGGUGUAAGUUGCCCAGACCGCAGGAAGAAGCGACCGAGCCGACGCUGACGGAGCCGGUGAAGAUUGAAGCUGCAGCGUAA
This is a messenger RNA of Cladocopium goreaui, 1635 nucleotides long. Lineage: Eukaryota; Dinophyceae; Suessiales; Symbiodiniaceae. The record is from the annotation of a GenBank genome assembly.